AUGCUUGGUGGCUUCCAUUUCGUCAUCAUUGCAAAGAACAAGGUGGUGUUGGACUAUCCCCUUGGGAAGUCGGAGUCAGACGACAAGAAGAAGAAGCUUGGAGACUCAGACGAUGAGCCCAAGGCACCAGAAGGCGGCGCCGUGGAGCCAUCUGAGCCUCAGCCGCCCAACCCGGGCGACGAAAAGCCCAGCCAGUCGAGCAAGAGCGCUUACAAGAAGACGGCUGGUGGCCUCAGCAUCAGUCAGAUAGGCUUCCGCUACGAAGGGGACACGCUGGCCAUCCUGAUGGACGCAACCAUCGCCUUUGGACCCGUGGCCCUGGACCUCAUGGCUUUCACGCUCGGUCUGCGCUUCAAGGCGGCCGACGGGUCUGUCAAGAACCUCAAGAGCCUGAGCUGGCAAGACGUCGACGUCUCCAUCAGCGGCGUAGGCGUCAAGUUUGACAAGGCGCCGUUGACGAUAGCGGGAGCGUUCCUCCACGAAAAGUCAGGCGACAACGACUUGUACGCGGGGGGUCUACAGGUUGGCUUCACGCCCUGGCUCUUCCAGGCAGCCGGGUUCUACGGCGUCAUCGGAAAGGAAGGCGAUCUGAAUCGCUUCAAGUGCCUCUUUGCCUAUGCCAUGCUCCGCGGGCCCAUCAUGAACAUUGCCGGCUUUGCCGAGAUCUCUGGCCUCACGGGUGCCUUUGGCUACAACGUCGACCUGACGCUGCCGACCUUGAGCAAUAUAUCGACCUUUCCGCUUCUCAGCCCGUCCGACGAGGGGCUCGAGCCCAAGGAUCUGGUGAGGACCUUGAUCCCCGGGGAUGGCCAACGCGGGCCCUUCUUCAACCCCCUCGACGGCGCCAUGUUCGUCGCGGCCGGCCUCACCGUGACGGCCUUCCAGAUGCUUGAGAUGAGGGCCGUCAUAGCCCUACAGUGGAGUCCUCGAGUCCAGCUGGCCCUGCUCGGCCUCGCCAAGUGCGACGUGCCGUCCAUCAAGUCGGAAGUCAAGUUCGCCCACAUCGAGCUCGGCAUCCUGGCCACCGUCGACUUGGACGCGAGCAUCAUGAAGGUCGAGGCCCAGCUCUCGCCCAACUCGUGGAUCAUCCACAAGAACUGCCACCUCACCGGCGGCUUCGCCCUGUACUACUGGUUCGGGGCUGGCCAGACCGACUGGGUCAUGACCAUCGGCGGCUACCACGCUGCCUUUGCCGUGCCGGCGCACUAUCCUCGUCCGGACCGCCUCCGAAUCAGCUGGGCCCUUAACAGCUCCCUCAGCGUCUCGGGCGAGGCCUACUUCGCCAUCACGCCCAAGGUAUGCAUGGGUGGGCUUCGCAUCAGGGCCGCCCUCUCUGUCGGCGCCCUGUACGCUUGGUUCGACGCGGCCGCCGACUUCCUCAUGAACUACGCGCCCUUCCACUUCACCGCCGAGGUCAAGGUCUCGGUCGGCGUGCGCUACUCGAUGAACGUCUGGUUCGUCACCGUCCACAUCGCCAUCGAGGUCGCCGCCCGCCUUGCCCUCAUGGGUCCGCCCCUGCAAGGCAUCGUCCACGUCGACUUCUGGGUCUUUGGCUUUGACAUCGCCUUUGGAGAUAAAGACGGAGCUGCUCUGCCAGAGCCCGCCUCGUCCGUUGAGUUCUGGGACUUGGUCACCCAGGCCGAGGGCAAAUCUGCCGCCGGGACAAAGGAUGCUCACUUGUUCUCGUGCACAAAGGGUCUCGUGAUAGAGAACAAGAAAGACAUCAAAGCCUCUGACCCCUGGCUUGUCCGAAGUGGUGUGUUCAGCUUUACCAUUGAGUGUCAGUACGCGAUAAAGUCGGUCACCGUCAACGACGGAACGGCCAAACUCCCCGAGGGUAUCGCCAUCGACGAGAUCCACGCCAAACCGAUGCGUCUCAGCAACGCCAUAGAUUCGACCCUCUCUGUGCUCAUCAGUGGCGCUGGAAACUUCAAAAGUGUAGGGUGGAAGGCCAAGGCCGCGUGGAAAGAUGUGCCCAAGGCUCUUUGGGGACCAUACAAGGAAUCUGAAGACCCCAAUGCUGCCCGCCCCGGGAGUGACUUCUCCAAACUACUCAAUAGCGGAGAUAGCAUGGCGCGGCUGUUGAUGGGCGUCGUCAUUGAGGCGCCCGUUGCAAAAGUCUCCCUGGACGAGAUGCCUGCGUACCGCGUCGACCAGGCCAUGAAACAGAACAUCUACAAGCCUGACGAAGAGCCGCAGUUUCGUCCAAACGAGGACGAGAGCCCAGACUUUGCGCCUCUGCCGCGUGACUCAAAAGUAAGCGCCUGGGAGGCUCUCGAGGCAGCCUGGAAGAAUUCGCCUGCUCCGCAGUCCGCCGUGGAUAUAUGGCAGAAGGCUUUCAAUAUGACGGGACUUGUUGGAACUAAACCAAAUGACCUUAUUACUAACAACAAGGUAUUAUUCUUGUCUGCUCCAUUGCUUGGGAAAGUUUAAGAGAGUGUAAACUAGUAAUAGGUUUUAACAUAUUUCAGAACGUAAACUACUUAAUGAGAG
Molecule: messenger RNA, 2493 nt
Organism: Ilyonectria robusta
Lineage: Eukaryota; Fungi; Ascomycota; Sordariomycetes; Hypocreales; Nectriaceae
Exons: 2
Coding region: 1-2433 (810 amino acids)
Source: RefSeq, a predicted model, not a curated record